This is a messenger RNA of Boleophthalmus pectinirostris (great blue-spotted mudskipper), 1365 nucleotides long. Its product is annotated as ectonucleotide pyrophosphatase/phosphodiesterase family member 7-like. Lineage: Eukaryota; Metazoa; Chordata; Actinopteri; Gobiiformes; Gobiidae. The record is from RefSeq and is a predicted model, not a curated record.
AUGCGUGCUCCAGUGGUCUUGUGUCUCCUCUGGGCCUCCGUAGCGUUGGCGUCGCCGGUGAACAGGCAGAGGCAGAAGCUGUUGCUGGUUUCGUUCGAUGGGUUUCGGUGGGAUUACGACCGCGAUGUGGACACUCCGAACCUGGACCAGAUGGUUAAAGACGGAGUGAAGGCUCAGUACGUCACUCCUCCGUACCUCACCAUCACCAGCCCCACGCACUUCACUCUGCUCACAGGUCUGUACGUGGAGAACCAUGGGGUGAUUCACAACAUGUGGUUCAACACCACCACCUCAAGGAUGCUGCCGUAUUAUCAGACCCAGUUCAAGAACGAGUGGUGGGACAACGGCUCUCUGCCCAUCUGGAUCACUGCACAGAGACAGGGUCUCAAAGCCGGCUCCCUGCACUUCCCCGGCACGGCUUCCAGCUACGACGGAGAGAGCGCUUCAGUCCGAGAGGUGGAGCCGCUAAUGUACAACUACAAGAACGAAACCGCCUGGAGAGAAAACACGGACAAGGUCAUGAGCUGGUUCAGAGACAAAGAUCUGGAUUUUGUCUCUAUGUAUUUUGGAGAACCGGAUAAAACUGGACAUCGCUACGGCCCAAACUCACCCGAAGUUAAAGAAAUGGUGAAGCAAGUCGAUCGUACAGUUGGAUAUAUUCGUCAAGCUGCCAGAAAUUAUGGUUUAGAAGAUCGAUUAAACAUCAUAAUCACCGCUGAUCAUGGGAUGACCAAUGUGUACCGAAAUGGACUUGUUGAAGAAAUCACACUCUCUAAAAUUCCUGGGUUUUCCUUCAAAGAUGUAGAGUUUUAUUUGUUGGACUAUGGACCCAGUGGGAUGAUCCUGCCCAAACCAGGGAUGUUGGAAAAGGUUUACAACGCCUUAAAAGGGGCUCAUCCACAUCUGCACGUUUAUAAGAAAGAAGAGCUCCCUGAACGCAUGCACUUCACGAAGAGCGAGCGCAUUUUACCCAUCAUCCUCUGGGCUGACUCUGGAUAUGUCAUCAAUGGGUACUUUCCAGUGCAGUUUAAUAAAGGGGAGCACGGCUUUGAUAACACAGAAAUGGACAUGAAGGCCUUCUUCAGAGCUGUGGGACCAGCCUUCCACCAGAACCUGGAGGUGGGACCCUUCGAGACGGUCAACAUCUACCCACUCAUGUGCCACAUCCUGGGGAUAACACCCGAGAAGAACGACGGGUCUCUGGAGGUCACCAGACACAUGCUGAGGAGCGAGGGAGGAGGAGGGACAGGGAUAAACUUCUUACCAAAAGUGUUUCUGGGGUUGGCGGCUGUGGCUGGGUUUCUGGUGGUGACUUUUAUUGUGAUCACGACGAAAAUGAUUCUGAAGAGGAAAAAGAAGAGGUAA